Molecule: messenger RNA, 1215 nt
Organism: Eruca vesicaria subsp. sativa (arugula)
Lineage: Eukaryota; Viridiplantae; Streptophyta; Magnoliopsida; Brassicales; Brassicaceae
Source: the annotation of a GenBank genome assembly
CCAGUUUCAACAUACAUCUUCUGAUAAUUCUUAUUGAAUCUUAUCAUUAAUAAGUUUGAUAAACAAAUGGAUUCAAGAUUCAACGAAACCGUUCCUUCCCUGAGGUAUAUUGAUGAAAAUAGUGAUGAUGAAUUUGCAUUUGUGAAAGCUUUACGUAUGAUUGGGGGAGAUGGAGCCAACAGUUACUCCGCCAAUUCUCGUGUUCAGAGAAGAGGUAUAAUAAUGGCAAAACCAGUCUUGGUAAAAAACACAGAAGAAAUGAUGAUGAGUUUAAACUUUCCUAACUAUAUCAAAGUUGCUGAACUGGGUUGUUCUUCGGGGCAAAACACGUUUUUGGCUAUCUCUGAGAUAAUCAACACCAUCAAUGUGCUGUGCCAACAAUCGAACCAAAACCUUCCAGAAAUCGAUUGUUGUCUGAAUGAUCUUCCAGAAAACGAUUUCAACACAACGUUCAAAUACGUACCCUUCUUCAACAAGGAGCUCAUGAUCACAAACCAAGCAUCGUAUUUCGUCUAUGGAGCACCAGGUUCCUUCUACUCUAGGCUCUUCUCUCGCAACAGCCUCCACCUUAUACACUCCGCAUACGCUCUCCAUUGGCUCUCUAAGGUUCCAGAAAAACUCGAGAAUGAAGAUGUGUUCAUAACAAAUACAAGUCCUCAAAGUGCAUACAAAGCUUACUUGAACCAAUUCCAACGAGAUUUCACAAUGUUUCUAAGGUUACGUUCUGAAGAAAUUGUCUCUAAUGGACGAAUGGUUCUUACCUUCAUCGGUAGAAACACUCUUAACAAUGAUCCAUUGUAUAGAGAUUGUUAUCACCUUUGGUCACUGCUAUCAAACUCUCUCCAUGAGCUAGUCUUCGAGGGCCUAGUGAGUAAAUCAAAACUGGAUGCAUUCAACAUGCCAUUUUAUGAUCCGAACGAGCAAGAACUCAGAGAAGUGAUACGGAACGAAGGCUCUUUUGAAAUCACUGACUUAGAGACACAUGGAUUCGAUCUAGGUUACUGUAACGAAGAAGGAGAUCACAACUAUGAAGUCGCAGGAUACAAUGUAGCCAAAUCUGUAAGAGCCGUUACUGAAUCAAUGCUCGUUGCUCAUUUUGGAGAAGAUAUCAAUAUCGACAUCUUGUUUGAUAAGUAUGCUCGCCAUGCGACACAACACUCGAGCUGCAGUAACAAAACGAGUGUCACUCUUGUCCUCGCGUUGACUAAAAAAUAA